CUUGAUCUGAUCGUACGCCCUUUUUCCCAAGAAAAAAACUCAAGAGUAGCGAAGGCAGACACGUUCCACCAUUCCAUAUCUUCCAUUCACCAUUAUUCCCGAGCCUUCUGUUGAAAAUCUCAGGCUAGGAAAGAAGAAAAAUUCACAGAAAAGACAAUGAGGAGGGCUAAUUUAAGUGGGUUGGCCGCCAUCUACAGGGCCGCAGCUGUAUCUCCGGCGUCGACCAACUUCGCUGCCCGCCAAUUCGCCCUGUACAGUACCGCCAACAGUUCAAAUUCAUACUCCAAAUUUCGCUGGUUUUUCGGUAACGAUUCUGGGAUUUAUCAGAAAGCUGCCUGUGCCGUGUCUGGGGCGGUGCUUUUCUCUGUGGCGGCUUCGUCGUUAGCAGGGGAGGUACAAGCUAAAGAACCAUUGCCGCCGAAUGUUAGCCCCAAUGACGUCGUUCUUUAUCAGUAUGAAGCUUGCCCCUUUUGUAAUAAGGUUAAAGCUUUCCUCGACUACUAUGAUAUACCAUACAAAAUCGUGGAAGUAAAUCCUCUCAGCAAGAAGGAAAUCAAAUGGUCAGAUUACAAGAAAGUUCCCAUACUAAUGGUUGAUGGUGAACAGAUGGUUGAUUCCUCAGCCAUUAUUGACAAGUUGUCUGAAAAGACUCGUCCUUCAGUUUCUGUCAAAUCAAGUCCAGAAGCUGAUGAAGAAGAGAAGAAAUGGCGUGGGUGGGUAGACAAUCACUUGGUGCAUAUCCUAUCACCCAAUAUAUACCGAAACACUUCGGAGGCCCUUGAGUCUUUCGACUACAUUACUAGUCAUGGCAACUUCAGCUAUACUGAGAAAAUAACAGCCAAGUAUGCUGGAGCUGUGGCGAUGUAUUUUGUAUCCAAGAGACUCAAGAAGAAAUACAAUAUUACCGAUGAGCGUGCAGCUCUUUAUGAAGCCGCAGAGACAUGGGUCGACGCACUUGAUGGCCGCGAUUUCUUAGGUUGAUUUUCUUGCCGUGUCACUUAUAUUGAAGCUGUUAAUAUCUGAAAGAGAGAUUCUGAUCACUUACACUUUUAACAGGCGGUACAAAACCCAACUUAGCUGACCUUGCUGUGUUUGGUGUCUUGAGGCCAAUUCGCUACCUGCAAUCUGGUAAGGACAUGGUAGAGCAUACACACAUUGGCGGUUGGUACUCAAGGAUGGAAAAUGCAGUUGGAGUUUCUUCUAGAAUUCAGGCAUAACGCCGUACAAGCCCUCAACUGCAAGCAGAUUCUUGCAGCAAUCAAUACUAGACGUUCCUAACUAUACCGGAAUAAUUAUUGUUGGUCUCACUGGAAUGAGGUUACAAUUUUGAUCAUUUUGAGAGUAAGAGUGUUACACAGUAAAUGUUUGUGGACUUGAGAUUUUACUAGGUAAAAUUCACAAUUAGCUUUGCUGGAGACAUCCUGGUGCAGGAAGAGCCAACGCUUUUCUUUAAGUAUCUGUAAUUCUAUUAGUUAUCUUUAGGGAUUCUUUUAGAUUUUACACAUUAUUUUGUUAUACUUUCCCCGGCAUGAAGAGACCAAUUUCGCCAUGUGUUACGAAUUUCUUACGCAAAACCCGAAACAAGAGAUCUUUCAUGCUUGAGCUUAUGUGCUUGAAAUGAAACACUUUUAACAAAAGGGAAAUAGAUGAAAAUGUUCACACGCCUUAUUUUUAGACAAUAAAAGCUCAAUAUAGAUGUUAUUCAUCAAACCCAAGAAUGAUGUUUAGCUUAUCACAAUCUUCC
Messenger RNA from Oldenlandia corymbosa var. corymbosa, 1744 nucleotides. Lineage: Eukaryota; Viridiplantae; Streptophyta; Magnoliopsida; Gentianales; Rubiaceae. The record is from the annotation of a GenBank genome assembly.